UUCACUCUGCCCGUUCUAGGUCGGAGCAAGUUGGGUGACGGCAAAAUUUUUCCAUUCAUAUACGAACAAAAUAUAUUUAAUUAUAUUUAAGAUUUAAAGUAAUUAAAUAUGAAUGCGAUAAAUAAAACAGCGAUAGGAAUAGCUGCUGGAGUAGCGGGUACACUUUUCAUCGGUUAUUGCAUUUAUUUCGACAGUAAAAGACGUGCUGACCCCGAAUACAAAAAGAAAGUCCGUGAACGCAGACGUCGUACCCGUAAGAAUGGAAACGCUGGCCGUAGUGGUAUCCCCAAUCUCAAUGACCAUGAAGCAAUUGAAAGGUAUUUCUUACAAGAAAUCCAGUUAGGUGAAACAUUAAUUGCUCGGGGUGAAUUUGAAACUGGUGUAGAACAUCUAGCUAAUGCUAUUGUUGUUUGCGGUCAACCGGCACGUCUGCUGCAAGUGUUGCAAACAUCCUUACCAGCACAAGUAUUUGCAAUGCUGAUCUUGAAAAUGCAAGAAUUCGGUAAUCGUGCAAAUGCGGAAAUGAGUGACACACCUAAAAUAGUGGCAGCUAACUCAAUUGGGGCUGCAGACAUGCCACUUGGACUUGAUGGCGCCCAAUCUUCAGUACUAAUUGAUGACCUAGAAUAGUUGUUGAGCAUCUCUUUAAAUAAAAUUGCUUAAUACACAUAAAACAUGCAUAUAUUGGUUGCCUAUGUAUCUAAAUGGAAUGUUUAAUUACCUAUGCUUUUAUGUACAAAUACUUCUUAAAAAACCUAAUAUAUACUUAAAAUAAAAUUAAAUAGAAUGGAAUUUUUCACAGCUUCUUAAUGAAGAAUUUGUAAAUGUUCCUUCGAAUGUAAUAAGAUUCAAAUAAUUGGCAAGUUUGCGUUGAAUUAAAAUUUGAAGUUAUUAACUGUUAAAUAAACCUGAAGUUGUCAGUAGCAAUUAAACUACCAAAAUAUAAGAU
Molecule: messenger RNA, 949 nt
Organism: Ceratitis capitata (Mediterranean fruit fly)
Lineage: Eukaryota; Metazoa; Arthropoda; Insecta; Diptera; Tephritidae
Gene: Tom20
Product: mitochondrial import receptor subunit TOM20 homolog
Exons: 3
Coding region: 109-630 (173 amino acids)
Biological process (GO): protein targeting; protein import into mitochondrial matrix; tRNA import into mitochondrion
Cellular component (GO): mitochondrial outer membrane translocase complex; mitochondrial outer membrane
Molecular function (GO): transmembrane protein transporter activity
Source: RefSeq, a predicted model, not a curated record